AUGACCGUCUCCCUGGAGAUCUUGGGACUUGAUGUCCUUGACUUAGUCUGUGAAUGCCUCAACACACGCAGCCUGCGCGCAUUCGCGUUGGUGAGCAAGCUCUGCUACGCUGCAACGAUGAGACAUCGGUUCAACAGCAUCGAACUCACGGUGAAAAGCAGAGAGACGCUGCGUCGCGAUCUAGAGCGAUGGCACGACAUCCUCGCAGUCGGAGGCCGCUCUAGCUACGUGCGCCGCCUCAAGGUGAUGGGCUGCGCACCAACAGAGCAAAGCGAAGCUCAAACGAACAGUUUAAAGGGAGAGGAUGAACUAGACCCAUACUAUGGAUAUGACUUUGAUCCUAGGACGACCCUCACUCCAUUCUAUGCAGGCAGCCCGUGUUUGACAGAAGAGCAGAAUGAAGCCAUGCUACCACUCGCCCGGUUUAUCCAAGGUCUCUCAGGACUUAGAGAUCUAAUAUACGCCUCCAUCGACCAAAUUCCACUCUGUAUACUCUCAAUAGUACACCAGUAUCGCCCAAACUGUCGCCUCCACAUGGAUACCUUCAGCCUCCGCAGCCUAUACCAGUUCAAGUCUAAUCUUCAUGAUAUCAGCCUGGAUGAUAUUGCCGCACAAUACUAUCACUACGAUAGCGAAGGGAGGGUAGCCUACAAUAAGGAUGCAAUAUUACAGAUGGUGAUUGGGCUAGCGCCUAAUUUGAAGCAUGUGCGGAUGUGGCAUCACUAUCCAGGGGAUUCACUAAAUCUUAGGAGUGCAAUAAGCACCCCAAGACCAGCUUGGCCAGGCUUCUUUUUAAAUCAGCCAAACAAUAUCAGCGCGUCUAUUAAGCAUUCUAUCGGCUGCCUUCAAAGCCUAACCCUCGGGGCUGGUCUAGUCUCUUCCAGUGAGCUUAUUAUGUGGAGUAAUUGUACAGAAUUCUCUAAGUUACAAGAACUUCGGCUACAAGAUUGUUCCUCCGCUGAAGAGCUUCAGACUCUGACCCAAAUGGCUAGAGAGGGGAGAUUUAAUUGCCUCCAUACCUUAGAUCUAGUAGUAUCGGUCACCGAUGGGGAUGACGAUAUAGAUGAGGCUACAAGUAUAUUUCUACAGAACUUGCCUCCCCUUGAGAACCUGGGGUUAAAUGGAGACAUCGGGGCCAGUACUUUCAACACCCUUCUACAUAGGCACGGCAAUACAUUACUCAAGCUUCGAUUUAUACCAAACCGGGGAGAAGCAGAUACAUUCUUUAUCUCAUGUCACCGCAUGCAGGAGAUUCGACAGCAGUGCCCAAACCUCAAGGAGGUGGAGUUGCUUAUACCACGUACCAGAGGCGAUAGUCAUGAAGUUGAUAUCUACCGCGCUCUAGGAAGCAUGGCGAGGCUAGAGCAAGCCUGUUUGGUACUUGAUUGCUCCUCUCUUGCCUUCAAGAGGAAUAAUCUUUCGGAUAUAAAUGACCUUGAUGAUGGACAAACAAUAUACCUAGAUAACGGGAUAACUAUCUCCUCGAAAGACUUCCGCAUAGUCCUUAUAAACACUGCGUUUGACUCGUCUCUGGCCCUUUCUAUCUUCCGCACAAUACAUUCUACCAAGGGCUCGUUAUUUCAAUACCUUAAAUUGAUGCCCAUGGGAGGGGGUGAAUUUGGUCAAAGAAAUGAUUAUAUGGAUCUUGAGGAUAUUAUAUGCUGGUUUGGGCGACACUGGAUUUGCGAGAUAGGCCAAAAGGAUGACUACACCGAGGAUAUUAUGCUAACAGAGAUGGGAGAGGCUCAAAGGAUACAAACUGGAGAGGACCUUAGUUGGGAGAUGGAACGGGAUGACGAGCAGACUCGAUUUUAUAAACAUGUUUGGAGAAGCCUUUGGCCUGACGCAGAAGGGAUAGAUGACUGGUCGAGUUUUCCUCUUCAGAGAAACUGA
Molecule: messenger RNA, 1893 nt
Organism: Microsporum canis CBS 113480
Lineage: Eukaryota; Fungi; Ascomycota; Eurotiomycetes; Onygenales; Arthrodermataceae
Exons: 2
Coding region: 1-1893 (630 amino acids)
Source: RefSeq, a predicted model, not a curated record